GUUCGAAACUUACAAGCAUGCACGGACGUCGGCCUCAUAGAGCACGUCCUCAAGAGGUUGCGGAGUGCAGAUGUCGUAGUGGCGGAUCUGCUGAUAGAAAUGCUCGGCGUUCUGGCCAGCUACAGCAUAACCGUCAAAGAGUUGAAGCUGCUGUUCGGCGCUAUGAAAGCGGUCAACGGAAAGUGGCCACGCCAUUCAGCUAAACUGUUGAACGUCCUUCGCCAAAUGCCACAAAGGACGGGACCAGACGUUUUCUUUAGCUUCCCAGGACGAAAAGGAUCGGCAGUAGUAUUACCACCUUUAGCGAAGUGGCCAUAUGAAAAUGGAUUCACAUUCACGACGUGGUUUCGUUUAGAUCCCAUAAAUUCUGUAAAUAUAGAAAGGGAGAAACCUUAUUUGUAUUGCUUCAAAACCAGCAAAGGUGUGGGAUACACGGCUCAUUUUGUGGGGAAUUGCCUAGUGCUCACCUCGAUGAAGAUUAAAGGAAAGGGCUUCCAGCACUGCGUCAAAUACGAAUUCCAACCGAGAAAGUGGUACAUGCUGGCCGUCGUGUACAUAUACAACAGGUGGACGAAGAGCGAGAUCAAAUGCCUGGUCAAUGGGCAACUGGCGUCCAGCACCGAAAUGGCCUGGUUCGUUUCCACGAACGACGUUUUCGAUAAAUGCUAUAUAGGAGCAACACCUGAAUUAGACGAAGAAAGAGUGUUUUGUGGACAAAUGUCAGCCAUAUACCUUUUUAGCGAAGCCUUAACCACCCACCAAAUAUGCGCAAUGCAUAGGUUAGGUCCUGGAUACAAAAGUCAGUUCCGAUUCGAUAACGAAUGUAACAUAAAUUUACCUGACAAUCACAAAAGGGUGAGUGACAUUGAGCAAUUAGCUGCUCCUAGCAUGCCUCUGCCUCAGACUGCGUCAGAUGCACGUUCCGUGUUGUACGACGGCAAGCUGUCCAGCGCCAUCGUGUUCAUGUACAAUCCAGUGGCCACCGACACUCAGCUGUGUCUGCAGUCAGCGCCCAGGGGGAAUAUGUCUUACUUUGUCCACACUCCCCAUGCUCUCAUGUUGCAAGAUGUGAAAGCAGUGAUAACACACUCCAUCCAUAGCACGUUAAAUUCUGUCGGCGGGAUCCAGGUGUUGUUUCCCUUGUUUUCACAACUGGAUUUGCCGUACGAAUCUAUGGGUUCGUCGGAUGUGAAGAGGGACCCCACAUUAUGCUCAAAACUGUUAGGAUUUAUCUGCGAACUGGUGGAGACUUCGCAGACAGUGCAGCAGCACAUGAUCCAGAACCGCGGCUUCUUGGUGAUCAGCUUCAUGUUGCAGCGCUCCUCCAGGGACCACCUCACCAUCGACGUGCUAGGCUCGUUCCUGAGCCUAACAAAAUAUCUCGUAACUUGUCUAAGUGCCAAUAGCGAGCUGUUGCUCAAGCAGCUGCUCGACCACGUUCUCUUCAACCCGGCUUUGUGGAUAUACACUCCCGCCGCAGUUCAGACCAGGCUGUACUCUUACCUGGCGACGGAGUUCCUAUCUGACACACAGAUCUACUCCAACGUCAGGAGAGUGUCGACAGUCUUACAGACCGUGCAUACCUUGAAGUACUACUAUUGGGUCAUCAACCCCAGAUCUAAGAGUGGGAUAUCGCCAAAGGGAAUCGUUUUUGUUUUAGAUGGACCCAGACCAGCUCAAAAAGAUAUCCUAGCCAUCCGCUCCUACAUUCUGCUCUUUCUCAAACAACUGAUCAUGAUCGGCAAUGGAGUGAAAGACGACGAGCUACAAAGCAUCUUAAACUACCUCACCACCAUCCACGAGGAUGAUAACCUGCACGACGUUCUCCAGAUGCUUAUCUCGCUCAUGUCCGAGUACCCGUCCUCCAUGGUACCGGCUUUUGAUGCAAAAUAUGGCGUGAGGACGAUAUUCAAAUUAUUGGCUUCGGAAAGCCAGUUGAUUCGACUGCAAGCUUUAAAACUGCUUGGAUUUUUCUUGAGUCGCAGCACUCAUAAGAGGAAAUACGAUGUUAUGAGCCCUCACAAUUUGUAUACUUUGUUAGCCGAGAGGUUGUUGUUGAACGAGGACACUUUAUCGUUGCCUACUUAUAACGUUUUAUACGAGAUUAUGACCGAGCAUAUUAGCCAGCAGAUUUUAUACACUAGACAUCCCGAACCAGAGUCACACUUUAGGCUGGAGAAUCCAAUGAUACUGAAGGUGGUGGCGACUCUCGUGAGGCAAUCUAAGCAAACGGAACAAUUAUUGGACGUCAAGAAAUUAUUCUUAUCGGACAUGACGUUGCUCUGCAACAAUAACAGAGAGAACCGAAGGACGGUGUUACAGAUGUCCGUCUGGCAGGAAUGGCUCAUAGCCAUGGCAUACAUACACCCAAAGAAUACUGAGGAGCAGAAGUUGUCGGAUAUGGUUUAUUCCCUGUUCAGAAUGCUGUUGCACCACGCUAUAAAGUACGAGUACGGGGGAUGGCGGGUGUGGGUCGAUACCUUGGCCAUCGUACAUUCCAAGGUGUCUUAUGAGGAGUUCAAGUUGCAAUUUGCGCAGAUGUACGAACACUACGAAAUGCACAGGGCAGACAACAUAACGGACCCGCUCCUUAGACAACAGCACCCCAUUAGCACGAUAUCCGGCUGGCACGAAGUACCUCAGAACCUCUCCAACGGAUGUCAUCCGGACGGCGAACGGUGGCAGAAUUCCCGGUCGCCGCUCCAAGAGAUCGAAAUGAAUGAGAACGACAAGUCGGAGCAAGUCUGCAGCUGCGACUACAACUCUACCAUGUCAGAAGGCAGCCCUGUGUCUUACGUAGCGAAACACGAUGACAGUGAAGGUGUAUCGUUAGAUUCCAGGACUAGUGAUCUGUUCAGUGACGGUAAAAUAAGCAAGGAGUCACCUUACUCUCAGGAUUCGCCCGCUAAGUCGCAAAUAGUGGAGGACAAUACGGAUAUCGCCACAGAUUCUCCCGUGUGCAACGGGCUGCACAUUGACAGCAGUCCCAGCUUUGGCAGCCCCGCUAAGAUCAGCGAAGAGGCGCAGAAGAGCGAGAUUAUCGAAGAGAUCGUUCAGGAAAUCUUGUCCAAGUCAGAAAAACUGUUGGAGGAGCACGUGGAGAUUUGCUCAGACUCAAAUUCCAGAACGAUAUCGCCCGUCGUGCAGGACCAAGAAAUAGCUCAAGCCGUCAAAGAGGUUGUGAACAACGUGCCCGAAGUUGAUACGUUAAAAACGGGAAAGGCGGAUGAGCCUUCCAGUCCCGUGCAAGAAGUGCCAAGUCCCGAUAGAGAAGUACCCGAUAGCGAUUUGUCUGAAAGGUAUCUGACACCAACAGAAGAAAUAGAGAGGAAGGAUGGCGAAAUAGAGAGCAUGGUGAAGCAGGAAAAAAGUGAGACAGACAAACCGAAAACAAUCGAAAGUGUCCCGGGUGAGAGUGCGGGUGAAGCCACAAUCGCCCACAAGGUGGCGUUCAGGGAGGAGGGACAGGGCGACGUGAACAAUAAAGAAAACAUUAGUGAUAGUGAUACAAUUACGAAAAAAUCCGAAGCUGUGCCAAUUGUCGAAACUAGUGCUGUGUCAGUAGAAUUAGAGCCGUCCAAUAAUGAAUCUAGUCUAGCCGAAAAAAACAUUCAAUCUAGUGAUACCGUUUCUAAAGUAGAAGAAGCAGAGGGCACUGCCUGCGUCAGCAGUGAAGAAGAAGUGCCUCCGGUUGAAAAUAUACCAACGAUUUCACAGUUCUGUGAUCCUAGUCAUUACGAUUCUACUACUAAUACCGCCACGGAUGUUGUUGUUACGAACGUUACUGUCGGCAAGGAUGCCGAAGCCAGUGACAGCCCCGCUGUCCAAAAGUCUACCGAGGUGGCGAAGAGGAGGGUCAGCCUUCCAAGUAACCACUCCGAGGGCCAAACUACUGAAUUCGCUCAGAACGCCAGCGUUCAUCAAGUUUCUCCUCAGAAGAGACCUAGAAGUGCAUCCACUUCGACUCAAGUUGACCCUAAUUUGUUCGAACCCAAGAAUCCUAAACCGGGCGCCUCUUCGAGACCGAUGUUCAGUCCGGGCCCGACCAGGCCCCCCUUCAGGAUACCGGAGUUCAAGUGGUCCUAUAUCCACCAGAGGCUCCUCUCCGACGUGCUCUUCUCCCUAGAGACCGAUAUACAGGUGUGGCGCAGCCACUCCACCAAAUCGGUGCUGGACUUUGUAAAUAGCAGCGACAACGCUAUUUUCGUUGUAAAUACCGUUCACCUUAUAUCCCAAUUGGCGGAUAACCUCAUUAUCGCCUGUGGGGGACUGUUACCGUUACUCGCUUCAGCUACCUCACCGAAUAGCGAACUAGAUGUAAUAGAGCCAACGCAGGGAAUGCCCAUAGAAGUAGCCGUCAGUUUCCUACAGAGACUCGUUAAUAUGGCGGACGUUUUGAUUUUCGCCAGCUCAUUGAAUUUCGCCGAAUUAGAAGUGGAGAAAAAUAUGUCCAACGGUGGCAUCCUCAGGCAGUGUCUAAGAUUGGUGUGCACUUGCGCGGUUCGCAACUGUUUGGAGUGCAAAGAGAGAAGCCGGCCGCACCACACUAUUGCACCAUCCUCACUAAACGCUAGUCACAAGGCGGCGCACUUGCAGUCGUUCAUAAGAGGUGUCCAGAACUCUCCCAAGAACAUAGCUGACAACCUAUCCAACAACUCGAGCCCGGUGAAGGACCCGGAGAAGCUCCUCCAAGACAUGGACGUCAACCGACUGCGGGCAGUAAUAUACAGAGAUGUGGAAGAGACCAAGCAAGCCCAGUUUCUGUCCCUCGCCAUCGUCUAUUUCAUUUCCGUGCUCAUGGUGUCCAAGUACCGGGACAUCCUCGAGCCUCCCGUGUCGAUACGAGUGCCUAGUCCCGUGCCUGCCAUCAGGACCAGCGGUAGUUCCUCCCACCAUUCGGGAAGUCCUCAAGCCACGAGGUCGAUCCAGAAUCAGACUCAAGAAGAUAACGACUACGACAUUAUCACCGCAUACGUAGAAGAAGCUAACUCGAUUCACCAAGAGAACGAGCUGCACUCUGGGCCCCCGUCUAUAAAGAGUACAGAUUCCAUCGAGGAGGUGAAUUCCGUCAACUCCGCCGAGACCAACAACCUCGGCUCAAAUAACGAAAUCCCCCUUGACGAUAACGAGAAGGUCCUCAGCACUGAUGAAAAUUGGACUGACAUAAACCUUAACGAAGAGGGUGAUAUCAAGGAGGAAGUUAGAAACUUGCAAAAUAUGUCCCACUCUCACUCUGGUGUCGUCGAUAUGGAAGGGAACAUCCACUCGGAAAGGGGAGAGAAACACCACCCAGAAAUAUCCGUAGUGCGAGUACCGGAUGGCGUUUUACAUGCCCCGACGCAAAUGAGACCCGAUGAUUUACCAGUGAAUAAUUUGGUGGAUCAUAUCUCUCUCCCCACACCUUCUAGAGAGGCUUCCUUGACACAGAAACUAGAAAUGGCCCUCGGAUCGGUCUGUCCACUUCUUAGAGAGAUAAUGGUGGAUUUCGCUCCAUUCCUAUCUAAAACCUUAGUUGGGUCUCACGGUCAAGAACUGCUAAUGGAAGGAAAGGGCCUUACCACUUUCAAGAACAGCAAUUCCGUUGUGGAGUUGGUAAUGCUGCUGUGUUCGCAGGAAUGGCAGAACUCGUUGCAGAAACACGCAGGUCUCGCAUUCAUCGAAUUAAUAAACGAGGGACGAUUGUUGUCGCAUGCGAUGAAAGACCAUAUUGUGAGAGUUGCGAAUGAAGCUGAGUUUAUUUUGAACAGGAUGAGGGCGGACGAUGUUGUGAAACAUGCUGAUUUUGAGUCGCAAUGUGCCCAAACCUUAGUAGACCGCAAGGAGGAAGAAAGAAUGUGCGACCACCUGAUCACUUCGGCUAGAAGACGCGACAACGUCACCGCGAGCAGGCUUUUAGAGAAAGUUAGGAACAUAAUGUCGAAUAAACACGGAGCUUGGGGUUACAUGGACCCCAUGGAAUCCAAACUGAACGAAUUCUGGAAGUUAGACGCGUGGGAGGACGACGCGAGGAGAAGGAAACGUUUCGUUCACAAUCCCCUUGGCACCACCCACCCCGAAGCUAGUCUAAAAGCGGCUAUCGAGCACGGAGCUCCCGAAGAUGCCAUUCUUCAGGCGAGGGAAGAGUUCCACGCACAUCUGGCGGCAACGAGAGGUCAACUGCAGAUGCAGAGCGACCUCAUGGAUGACAGUGAACUUUUGACAGAUGAUAGGGAAUUAGAUAAUGACCUUAGUGGUCCUGUAAAUAUAAGUACGAAAGCAAAGUUAGUCGCUCCGGGGAUAGUUGCACCGGGAAUGGUUUCUAUUACGUCUGCCGAGCUUUACUUUGAAGUUGACGAGGAUGAGGAGGAGUUCAAGAGGAUCGACAGUGAGAUAUUGAAGUAUUGCGACCAUCUACAUGGAAAAUGGUAUUUCUCAGAGGUUAGAGCAAUCUUUUCCAGACGUUACCUAUUACAGAAUAAUGCCAUCGAAAUUUUCCUGGCGAGCAGAACUUCCAUCAUGUUCGCUUUUCCCGACCAAGCCACCGUGAAGAAGGUGAUCAAGGCCCUGCCUAGGGUGGGUGUCGGUAUCAAAUACGGUAUCCCCCAGACCAGAAGGGCAAGUAUGAUGUCCCCCAGACAACUCAUGAGGAACUCCAAUAUGACGCAGAAAUGGCAGAGGAGGGAGAUCUCCAAUUUCGAGUAUCUGAUGUUCCUCAACACCAUAGCAGGUCGGACCUACAAUGACCUGAACCAGUACCCAGUUUUCCCUUGGGUACUGACCAACUACGACUCCAAAGAUUUAGAUCUCAGCCAACCUAGCAAUUAUAGAGAUCUCUCUAAGCCCAUAGGCGCCCUAAAUCCCAGCAGGAGAGCCUACUUCGAAGAGAGAUACUCCACUUGGGAACACGAAAGUAUCCCGCCCUUCCAUUAUGGCACCCAUUACUCCACCUCCGCGUUCGUCUUCAACUGGCUGAUAAGAAUAGAACCUUUCACGACGAUGUUCUUGGCCCUGCAAGGUGGUAAAUUUGACUAUCCAAACAGGCUCUUCUCUUCGGUGUCCUUAUCCUGGAAGAACUGUCAAAGAGACACCUCGGACGUAAAAGAACUGAUCCCCGAGUUCUACUUCCUCCCGGAAAUGUUCGUCAACGCUAACCGGUACAGACUGGGCUUGAACGAAGAUGGGAAACCCAUAGGAGACGUAGACCUUCCUCCUUGGGCUAGUUCCCCAGAAGAAUUCGUGAGGAUUAACAGGAUGGCCCUGGAAUCCGAAUUCGUGUCCUGCCAGCUGCAUCAGUGGAUAGAUUUGAUUUUUGGCUACAAGCAAAAGGGUCCCGAGGCGAUAAGGGCCACGAAUUGCUUCUAUUAUUUGACUUAUGAGGGUAGCGUCGACUUGGAUUCCAUUCAAGACAAACUGAUGCGCGAGGCCAUCGAAAACCAGAUCAGGAACUUCGGUCAAACUCCAUCACAGUUGUUGAUGGAGCCUCAUCCUCCCAGAAGCUCAGCAAUGCAUUUGUCUCCGAUGAUGUUCGCCAGCAUACCUGAUGACGUCUGUAUGACCAUGAAAUUUCUAUCUAACAGUCCCAUCGUUCACAUUUCUGCCAAUACUUACCCUCAACUGCCAAAUCCAUCUGUAGUAACAGUAACGAUGCACCAACAAUUCGCUGUAAAUAAAUGGAACUCUACAUACGCAGCCGUAGCGCAAUCACCUAUUUAUGCUGAAACAACGCAGACAGCCACUUCUAAUUUGCCACUGUCUAUGGAUGCUGUUCUUUCUCAAACCAACAACAGCAGUGCUCAAAACCAGAUGCAGAGGCGACACCUGGGCGACAACUUCAGCCAAAACCUGAAGAUCCGCUCCAACUGCUUUGUGACUACCGUGGACAGCAAAUUCCUUAUAUCCUGCGGCUUUUGGGACAACAGCUUUAGGGUUUUCUCCACCGAAACCGCCAAGAUAGUUCAGAUCAUCUUCGGGCAUUACGGAGUGGUCACCUGUCUGUCCAGAUCCGAGUGCAACAUAACCUCCGAUUGCUACAUAGCGUCCGGUUCCGCGGAUUGUACCGUUUUGCUGUGGCACUGGAAUGCUAGGACUCAGACUAUUGUUGGUGAAGGAGAAGUGCCGACACCUAGAGCUACCCUAACAGGACACGAACAGCCUGUCUCGAGUGUGGUUAUCUCUGCUGAAUUAGGACUGGUUGUGUCUGGAUCAUACAAUGGUCCCGUAUUGGUACACACGACGUUCGGAGAUCUGCUGAGAUCGCUGGACCCACCCAACGGAUUCAAUUCCCCUGAAAACAUAGCAAUGUCUCGGGAAGGUGUGAUCGUAGUGAACUACGAGAAGGGAAAUAUCGCAGCGUUCACAAUAAACGGGAAACGUCUCAGACAUGAGUCCCACAAUGAUAAUUUACAGUGCCUAUUACUUAGUCGGGAUGGCGAGUACUUGAUGACGGGCGGCGACAAGGGCAUCGUGGAAGUAUGGAGGACGUUCAAUUUAGCUUUGUUAUAUGCCUUUCCAGCGUGUGAUAGUAGCGUUAGGUCUCUUGCGUUAUCACAUGAUCAAAAGUUCUUACUAGCAGGGCUAGCCCUAGGAUCGAUAGUCGUUUUCCACAUUGAUUUCAAUAGAUGGCACCACGAGUUCCAGCAACGUUACUAGAAACCACUUCGAGGGGGGUAAAUUUCGUUCCGCUUCUAACUUAAAUAAAAAAAAAACUAGUACUUAAUUACCUAUUGUACUUAAUUGUUCAUAUAUUUUAUGGUUUUUAUGGUGUUUACUUAAUCCUUAAUGUUAAUGAUUGAUUUUUGUUGUGCAAUAAUUUUAUGACCGAUAACGGGGCGUGGAGCCUCGAGUUCCACCCCUUUACCUUGUUCGGGUAGGUGUAGAUACGUCUCAGUUCUUAUUGCGUUAUUAGUGAAAGUAUUUUACAUUACGGAUUUUAAAUAUUGCGGUAAUGUUUGACAUUUUUCAGAUAGUGUAUAUUAUUAUUAUAACCUUGUUUUUGUAGCUUGUAACGAGUAUGUAUUAAGGGUUGGGCGCCCGCUCUCUUGUCAUUUUGACAGGAAUUGCUCUGUAUUUUAAACGAUUCAUCUCCACGGUUAAUCGUAAAGGACGUGAAGGGAUGUCCUUGAAAUUGGAAGAAAUAAAAUUUUCCACGUUAAUCCUCUUUGAGCUUUUUUGUAUCGUUAUCGUUUUAAUUCUCAGAACGUUUUAUCCAAAGGACUAAAAUUCCUUCAAUCUUUUUUGACAAUUUUUGGUACAAACUUUUAGAAAUAAUUUUGGAUACAUUACUCUGUUUUUGGUUAAAAUUAUAUGUACAGAGUGUUUCAAUGUAAAACUCCCCUGGUCGAUAUCUCGUAAACACAGUUAAAUUCUAUAAAAAAUGUUGUGUGUUGCACGUAGGUGACGAUUCUGAAUAUAAAUGAUAUUUUCUCGAAUACGGGAACUUUGGAAACUGAUGGUCCACUUGAAAAACUAGAACAUCGAAAGUACGAUACUUACAUGUUUUGCUCAGUGUUGCCAACCAUAGUGGAAAUCCGCAGUCUAUAGUGGACUUCAGGUCUGAUUCAAAAUGUAGUGACAUUUCCACUUCAUGAAACACUUUUAGUCAUGUUUAAUUUUGUUUUCAACACAUUUUUUGUGCAAAAAUGAUAAAAGUUUAUCAAAUUUAUUCAAUUUAUUCCAAAACAUUUUUUUGUUUUGAUUAUAUGUUGUUGUUGUUAAUUUUUAUAAUGCCCUAAUGACUUUUCAUAAUUUAUGGUUGGCAGUACUGGCUCCGGAGCAUAUUUAAUUGUUUUUAGAAAAUUUAUGGGAAUUUUUUAAUGGAGAUUGCCGACAUUUUCCGACACAAUAUUAUUUAAAUUUGUACACUACUCAUAUAAACAAUUUUGACAAAACAUCCAGUGUCCCAAAUAUUCAAAUUUGUAAGUACUUUUUCACAAAAGUGAUUAUAACUUUUCCAAAGUUUAUUUUGGGUUAUUAUUGGUGCUUUGGAACUUAAAAAAAAUCCUUUUAGGAUUAAAUAUGUUUGUAAAAAUGUUUGUAUUGCAAUAGUUGCUCAUAAUUUAAUGAUUUUUCCAAAAUCGAAAAAUUAUUUUCGAUCCAACCACUAUUUAUACCACUAUAAAGAAAAUGCCAUCUGUACUCGAAAUUGAAGCAAUUUAUGUGCACUACACAGCAAUUUUUACAAAACAUCUCUUGGUUUUUGAAAUAUACUGAUUGAAGAAGUAUUGAAGAAAUUAACGAGGUUUUUAUGGUGGAUUUUAUUAAUUCAAACAUUUAUUUUAUGUAGGCGGAAUCAGCUUAGAAAUAUAGUCAUUGGUGUUUCGGCCAUAUCUUUGCAGCCAUCUUCAGGAUUCGAUGGCGUUUUGUGAUUUACAGUACCAUGUAAUACAGUUUGAAUAAGUCUGUAGCAAAAAAUGAACCUGAGAGCGCGCGCCCAAAGGUAAAAGUCAAUCUUCUGCUGGCUUUUUCGAUAAUGUAAGUUUCUAAGCACUGUAGUGUUGCUUACGGCUUGCACAUCCGACGCCAGCAAUUGUUAAGGCCAUUCGGCGCACUUUUUCGACACGGUAUGCGCAACGUCCGCCGAGAUGCAGCGCAUACGGUGUUCUAAAAAACAUUCCCUCCAGCAAAAAUGUAUUGUAAUAUAUUGCAAAUCUGUCCAGAAAAAUCAAACUUAUUGUAUAUAAGUAAGAUUGUUUUCUUUUUUUAUGAAACGCUAUUAAGUGAUGUGUAUUUGAAAUGAUUACUUAUUAUUUUAUUACUUACGGAAGAAUUGUACUUAACUGUAAGAAAUACUGUAUGUUUGAUGUUAGCAAUAAUGUUACAUUCAUGAUUUGUAUACACGAUAAAAUAUGAAAUAAAUGUGUUUUGUUCA
Molecule: messenger RNA, 10846 nt
Organism: Anoplophora glabripennis (Asian longhorned beetle)
Lineage: Eukaryota; Metazoa; Arthropoda; Insecta; Coleoptera; Cerambycidae
Gene: rg
Product: neurobeachin
Exons: 35
Coding region: 100-8628 (2842 amino acids)
Biological process (GO): intracellular protein localization
Cellular component (GO): cytosol; membrane
Molecular function (GO): protein kinase binding
Source: RefSeq, a predicted model, not a curated record